Coccinella septempunctata (seven-spotted ladybird) is the source of this 2696-nucleotide messenger RNA. RefSeq names its product coiled-coil and C2 domain-containing protein 1-like (gene l(2)gd1). Bases 148 to 2481 code for a protein of 777 amino acids. Gene Ontology annotation, biological process: regulation of transcription by RNA polymerase II. Lineage: Eukaryota; Metazoa; Arthropoda; Insecta; Coleoptera; Coccinellidae. Gene Ontology annotation, molecular function: RNA polymerase II cis-regulatory region sequence-specific DNA binding; DNA-binding transcription repressor activity, RNA polymerase II-specific. Gene Ontology annotation, cellular component: nucleus. The record is from RefSeq and is a predicted model, not a curated record. The transcript has 8 exons.
CGUUUUCAUUUAUUCACAAACUUGUUAUGCAUUCUUUGCAUUACGUUUGCUAUGAUUCAUUAAAUUGUAACGUAAAUUAUCAAUAAAAAGGCAAAAGGAAGUGCGCGAUUUUGUAAUUCUUCAAAUCAGUUAUUGAAAAGCUGAACAAUGAAACGAGGUGGAAAAAAACCAAAUGGCCUAUUCAACAUUGAUUUUGACACUGGUGUAAACGAAGAUAUCGAUGAAAAUGAUAGUGAUUUGGAAGCAGAGUUAUUAGCUUUAGCAGGUGAUAAUGCUCCAAAAAGACCUCAAAGGAAGAAGCCUCCUCCACAAACAAACCUGGAUUCGAUGAUAGCGGAAAGUAUGAAAGAUAUUCCAUCAGAUGAUGAUAUAUCUGUUGAUGAGAAUGAUCCAGAUUUGCUUAGUGAGCUGAAUGACAUUGUUGGUGGCGAUGAAGUUGAAGGUAGCAGCCCUAUAGAUUCUGAGCCUCCAAGUACUGCGUCUGUCCCAUCAGCCAAUAUGGAACUAUUGGAAAAACGACUUGAAAUGUAUGAAGAAGCUGAAAAGCAUGCAAAAGAAACUGGAGAGACAAGUAAAGCUAGAAGAUAUGCUAGGGGAAAGAGUUCUGUCAAAGAUUUAAUAAAACAGGCCAAAAGUGGAAAACCUAUUAAUAUAGAUGAUAUUCCACCUGAAGUUAAGAUUCCAAAGGAACGUCCAACUGAAAAUAAAGUUACAGCGGAGGAACCAAACCUAAUGGAAAUUGAACAAGAGCAACCCACAUCCCAACCAAUUAGUCCAAAUAAAAUUGAGCCAGAUUCAGGAGAAAUGAAAUCAGAGAGUGCACCAUUAGAUGUUGAUGAAGAUCUUCUUGCUCUUCUGAAACAAAGGCAUAUGCAGUAUAAAAUGGCAGCAUUGAAAGCAAAGAAAUCAAACAAUGUUCAAGGAGCAGUCAAUUAUUUAAAAACUGCUAAACAAUUUGAACAUGUAAUUGAAGCCGUUCAAAAUGGACAAGCUGUUGAUAUCUCUCAAAUGCCUGGACCCCCAGAAAUGGAGAGUCCCAAAAUUGAAGAAGAAAAAAUGCAACAAAGCUCAGAAGUUGAAGAAGAUGCUCCUAAAGAAACUACUCCAGCCCCUCCGGCAUCUCUUGGAGAGGCUCUUCUGCAAUGUGUAGAUUUCUAUAAAAAGCAAGAGGAAAAGGCAAAAGCAGAAGAGAAUGCCAGUAAAGCUCGUAGGAUUGGUAGAAUAAUCAAACAAUUCGAGCAAGCUAUAAAACAGAAUAAAGCUGGGAAACCUGUUGCGGUUGAUGAGUUGCCAGUACCUCCUGGUUUUCCUCCUUUACAAGGACCUAAACCAGUCGCUGCGCCAAAACCUGCUAGUCCUGAAGCUUCUGGAUCUUCAUCUGAAGCCUCUCCAGUGCAAGUGACUAAGCCAGAACCACCUAAACAUACGACUACCCGAAAUACAGGAAAUCAGGUUCCUAAUAGUAGAGCUGAUCAACAAAUGCAAGUUCUUCUUCUAAGACAGAAACAAUUCAAAGAAGCAGCCCUGAAAGCCAAAAAAAAGGGUGAAAUAACACAAGCUAAAGAAUUUUUGCGUACAGCCAAAGGCUUUGAUAAACUGAUAGAAGCUACUUCUUGUGGUCUGCCAGUGGAUUUUUCAACCUUGCCAUUACCUCCCGAUGAAAAAUCACAACUUGACAAAGAAUUUGACAUGGUUAGUGCCGAUGACUGCCUGGAUGAUGACCCAUCGAGCACAGACAUACUCACUCGUUUGGAACAUCAGCUUCAGAAACAGCUGAAAAUGUGUCUUACCACCAGAGACCACAACAAGGCGCUAGGUGAUGUGGCAGGUACCAAUAGGUUUGAGCGAUUGGCACUGAAUGUAACCAAAGAUUUGGACUUGGUAAGGCUGGCUAAAAAGACGCCAGGUGCAGGAAUCCCAAAGUUUCAUUAUGAAAACAAAGACUUCUCUGUGGUGAAAUCCUUCACAGAAUUGACAGACAACGAAUUAGAAAUUUCAAUACUCAGAGGUAUCAAUUAUAAUGCUGAAAAUCCUAAGGAAAUCGACACCUAUGUGAAGUUUUCAUUCCCUUGGCCCCAAGAAACGCCUUUCACUGAGAAAACAGCUACUAUAAAGGAUACAAAUAAUCCAGAGUACAAUGCUACAUUCAUGGUUCCUAUAAAUAGAACGCAAAGAUCUUGUCAGAGGAUGUUCAAAAGGCAUGCUGCUAAGUUUGAAGUUUACUCCAAAGGCUGCUGCAUGGGCGCUAGCGACUUUUGUUGUUGUUUCAGUGGCUGGUUCCGGAGCGAUACCCUCCUCGGAAGUGUGACUGUCAAAUUGCAGAACCUAGAAACCCAGUGUGAACUGCAUGAUAGCUACGAUCUUAUGGAUGGCAGGAAGAAAGCAGGCGGUAAAUUGGAAAUACGGAUGCGCCUUCGUCAUCCAAUCGUUACUCAAGAAGUGGAACGAUUACACGAGAAAUGGCUGGUUAUUGGUAGUUGAGGAUGAAAACCUCAACAACAAAAAACUAGUCAUAUUUAUCUUUACACGCUUCAAAACUAUGCCCACCUGUUCGAAGUGGGCAAUAAUCAAAAUAAUGUAAUAUUUGAAGCUGUUGUAUAGUUUAUUUUAUAUGGAAUUUUAGCUUUAUAGAUAGGUGCAGUUGUUUUAUUCAUUAACUAUUUUCGAUAUUUAUAAAUAAAAUAUUUUUAUGUUGA